Artibeus jamaicensis (Jamaican fruit-eating bat) is the source of this 6307-nucleotide messenger RNA. RefSeq names its product gem nuclear organelle associated protein 5 (gene GEMIN5). Gene Ontology annotation, molecular function: protein binding. Bases 67 to 4599 code for a protein of 1510 amino acids. The record is from RefSeq and is a predicted model, not a curated record. Lineage: Eukaryota; Metazoa; Chordata; Mammalia; Chiroptera; Phyllostomidae. The transcript is spliced from 28 exons.
UACGGCGUGGGGCUGCAAACGGUCUGCCUCGGUGACUCCUUUCCUUUUCUCUAGUGGCCGGAGAUCAUGAGCCUGGAGCCGCGCACGCUACCGCCCUCUCCUAACUGGUACUGCACCCGAUGUAGUGAUGCCGUGCCCGGGGGCCUCUUCGGGUUCGCGGCGCGUACCUCCGUCUUCCUUGUCCGCGUGGGCCCAGGCGCGGGCGCGAUCCCCGGGACGCCCCCAUUUCGAGUCAUAGGGGAGCUGGUGGGACACACCGAAAGAGUCUCUGGCUUCACGUUUUCUCAUCACCCUGGUCAGUACAACCUUUGUGCCACCAGCUCCGACGAUGGGACUGUGAAAAUCUGGGAUGUAGAGACAAAAACAGUUGUGACGGAACAUGCACUUCAUCAGCACACAAUAUCAGCAUUGCAUUGGUCUCCUCGAGUAAAGGAUUUAAUAGUAUCUGGAGAUGAAAAAGGAGUAGUUUUCUGUUACUGGCUGAACAGAAGUGACAGCCAGCACCUCUUUAUAGAACCCAGGACGAUUUUCUGUCUUACUUGCUCACCUCAUCAUGAAGAUUUAGUAGCCAUUGGCUACAAGGAUGGCAUAGUGGUUAUAAUUGACAUCAGCAAGAAAGGAGAAGUUAUUCAUAGGCUUCGGGGCCAUGACGACGAGAUCCACUCCAUAGCUUGGUGUCCCCUGCCUGGUGAAGACUGUUUAUCCAUAAAUCAAGAGGAAAAUUCAGAAGAACCUGAAGUUCCUAAUGGGAAAAUUAGGGCACAAACUCCAGUGGCAAAAGGCUGCUACUUAGCCACUGGAAGCAAAGAUCAGACCAUUCGAAUCUGGAGCUGCUCUAGAGGCCGAGGUGUGAUGACUUUGAAACUGCCCUUCCUAAAGCGAAGAGGAGGUGUAGACCCCACUGUGAAAGAGCGCCUUUGGCUGACACUCCACUGGCCCAAGGAUCAGCCGACACAGCUGGUAUCUAGCUGUUUUGGAGGCGAACUGCUGUUGUGGGACCUCACUCAGUCUUGGAGACGGAAACACACGCUUUUUGGUGCUUCGUCAGAAGGGCAGAAUCAUUCGAGAAUUGUGUUUAAUUUGUGUCCUUUGCAGACUGAGGAUGACGAACAGCUGCUGCUCUCCACAUCAAUGGACAGAGAUGUAAAAUGUUGGGACAUGGCUACCCUGGAGUGCUGCUGGACCCUGCCCUCCCUCGGCGGCUUUGCCUACAGCCUGGCUUUCUCUCCCGUGGACACAGGCUGUUUGGCCAUAGGCGUUGGGGAUGGGAUGAUCCGCGUGUGGAACACACUCUCCAUAAAGAACAACUAUGAUGUGAAAAGUUUUUGGCAGGGUGUCAAGUCCAAGGUUACGGCGCUGUGCUGGCACCCGGCCAAGGAAGGCUGCCUGGCCUUCGGCACCGACGACGGGAAAGUGGGGCUGUACGACACCUACUCCAACAAGCCACCACAGAUUUCUAGCACUUACCAUAAGAAGACUGUGUACAGUUUAGCCUGGGGGCCACCGAUACCCUCCAUGUCACUUGGAGAAGGAGACAGGCCUUCCCUCACUUUAUACAGCUGCGGAGGGGAAGGCCUUGUCUUACAGCAUAACCCUUGGAAGCUGAACGGAGAGGCCUUCGACAUCAACAAACUCAUCAGAGACACCAAUUCCAUCAAAUACAAAUUGCCUGUACACACAGAGAUCAGUUGGAAAGCAGAUGGCAAAAUCCUGGCUCUUGGCAAUGAAGAUGGGUCAAUCGAAAUAUUCCAGGUCCCCAACCUGAAGCUGAUCUGCACCAUCCAGCAGCACCACAAGCUUGUGAACGCCAUUCGCUGGCAUCACGAGCACGGCAGCCGGCCGGAGCUGAGCUGUCUGGUGGCCUCCGGGUCCAACAACGCUGUCAUUUACGUGCACGACCUGAAGGCGGUCUUAGAGAGUAAUCCUGAAUCUCCAGUGACCAUUACAGAGCCCUUCCGGACCCUCUCAGGGCACACAGCCAAGAUCACCAGCCUGGCAUGGAGUCCGCAUCACGACGGAAGGCUGGUGUCUGCCUCCUACGACGGAACUGCUCAGGUGUGGGAUACUCUGCAGGAAGAGCCUCUGUGCAAUUUCCGAGGACAUCGAGGGCGACUGCUGUGCGUGGCAUGGUCCCCCUUGGAUCCAGACUGCAUCUACUCAGGGGCAGAUGACUUCUGUGUGUACAAAUGGCUCACUUCCAUGCAAGAGCACUCCCGGCCUCCUCAAGGCAAGAAGAGUAUUGAAUUAGAGAAAAAAAGGCUCUCUCAGCCUAAACCCAAGCCCAAAAAGAAGAAAAGGCCCACCUCGAGAGUGCCCGUGAAGCAGGACCUGUCUGAUGGGAAUGACGAAGAAGGCCUGAGGGAGAGUGCGGGGCCUGCUGAGAACGGCAGCGUGUCCGACCAGGAGGGCGAGGAGGAAGCCCCGGAGCCAGAGUCACCCUGUGGUGUCCCCGCCGCCGCAGUGGUUUCUAGAGAACCAGUUAUCUGCCCUCCAGUUUCCUUAGGCUUAGAAAAGCCAAGAGUCAUCGUUAAUAAUAAAGUCACUUUACCGAAAAAAGAGCCGCCUAAAGACAAGCCAGAAGCCUUGCUCAAGAAGCGCAAAGCCCGUCUCAUACUUCCACUGAGUGCGAGCCUGGACCACAGGUCCAAGGAGGAGCUUCAUCAGGACUGUCUGGUGUUGGCAACUGCAAAAUACUCCAAAGAACUAAACGAGGGUGUGUCUGCUGAUCUGGAGGAAAGAGUCCACCUGGGGCUGUUCACAGACAGGGCUGCCCUGUACAGAAUGAUGGAGGCUGAAGGAAAGGGUCACUUGGAAAACGGCCACCCCGAGUUAUUUCACCAGCUCAUGCUUUGGAAAGGAGACCUAAAAGGUGUUCUCCAGACUGCGGCAGAAAGAGGGGAGCUGACGGACAGUCUCGUGGCCAUGGCACCAGUCGCUGGCUACCAUGUGUGGCUGUGGGCUGUGGAAGCUUUUGCCAAACAGUUAUGUUUCCAGGAUCAGUAUGUCAAGGCUGCCUCUCACCUGCUUUCUGUCCACAAAGUAUAUGAAGCUGUGGAGCUGCUCAAGUCAAACCAUUUCUACAGAGAGGCCAUUGCGGUGGCCAAGGCCCGCCUGCGCCCAGAGGACCCAGUCCUGAAGGACCUGUACCUCCGCUGGGGAGCCGUCCUUGAAAAGGACGGCCAUUAUGCCGUAGCAGCUAAAUGCUAUUUAGGAGCUGCUUCUGCUUACGAUGCAGCCAAGGUUUUGGCCAAAAAGGGGGAUGCAGCAUCACUUAGAACGGCCGCGGAGCUGGCUUCAGUCGUGGGAGAGGAUGAGUUGUCUGCUUCCCUGGCUCUCAGAUGUGCCCAGGAGCAGCUUCUGGCCAGGAACUGGGUGGGAGCCCAGGAAGCCCUGCAGCUCCAUGAAAGUCUGAAGGGUCAGAGACUGGUGUUUUGCCUUCUUGAGCUACUCUCUCAGCUCCAGGAGGAAAGGCAGCCAUCUGAGGGCAGAAGCUCUUCCUCUUACAACGCCUGGUCCACGCACACCGAGGGGCCCCUCACAGACAGGGUGACUGCCAUAUGGAGGAACGCCUUCGGCCUGGACACCCCAGAGCAGUGUCAGGCGGCACUGCGGCAGCUGCAAAGUAUCCAGUACCCAUCUGCUACAAAUAACACUCCCUCCAAACAGCUCCUGCUUCACAUCUGUCACGACCUGACCUUGGCAGUGCUGAGCCAGCAGAUGGCCUCCUGGGACAAGGCUGUGGAAGCACUGCUCCGGGCUGUGGUCCGGAGCUACGACUCAGGGAACUUCACCGUCAUGCAGGAAGUGCACUCAGCCUUUCUUCCUGAGGGCUGUGACCACCUAAGAGACAAGCUGGGUGACCAUCAGUCCCCUGCCACGCCAGCUUUAAAGAGUUUGGAGGCCUUUUUUAUAUAUGGACGUCUGUAUGAGUUGUGGUGGUCUCUCUCCCAGCCUUGCCCCGAAUCCAGUGUCUGGGUGAGGACAGCUCACAGAAGGACAAGCUCUACUGAACAGUGCCAGCCAUCGGGCGACGCCAGCCCUGAAGCAGGUAGCCCCUCCGCUUCUCAGCCAGAGCCCAGCAGGCCUCCAGAACUAGACAGGGGACUCACUGAAGAAAGUGAGCGGGUGCUGAGCACUUGCAAGGAGCUCUUUUCAGAAAAGCACGCCAGUCUCCAAAACUCACAGAGAACUGUUGCUGAAGUUCAGGAGACCUUGGCAGAAAUGAUCCGACAACACCAAAAGAGUCAGCUCUGUAAAUCCACAGCGAAUGGUCCUGAUAAAAAUGACCCUGAACAGGCAGCAGAACAGUCUCUCUCUAGUCCUCAGAGCCAGGGUAAAGAAGCAAAGAAUGAGCCAGUUUCUCUGCCUGAAUUAACCAAAAGGCUUACGGAGGCGAAUGAGAGAAUAGCUAAGUUUCCCGAGAGUGUGAAGACCUGGCCCUUCCCAGAUGUGCUGGAGUGCUGCCUCGUCCUGCUGCACAUCGGGUCCCAGUGUCCCGGCCACGUGACCCAGGAAAUGCAACAACAGGCCCAAGAGCUCCUUCAGAAAUACGGCAACACUAAAGUUUACCAAAGACACUGCCAGACCUUCUGCACGUGAACUUUCAAGGACCUUUAAGAUAAACUGUGCCAAAUUCAAAACGUCUGACACCUUCCCGUUCUGCCAGACAUUCGCUCUGAUCCCUAGAUGUUUUUGUAAUGACCCAAAUAAUACAAGAUGAGAGUCAAGUUUGAAUCAACUGUACACUUAAGACACAGUAGAAUCUGACUUUGGACUCACUUAUGGUUUCCUACUGAAGGACGUUGAAAGCCAGCAGCAGUUAUUUGAACUAAUACCUGCAAGAGUGAUUGUUGAUCAUCUCUAAAGCCUUAUGUAGGUUUCACCCAAAGAGGAGAAACUUGUAAUCACCCAAAGCAUUAUGUUCUUACACACAAGCUACCUUUACAAAUGCUCCCCAAUCGUAAACAUGCCAUUCUUGUUCGAGAUAGAACUGCUGCAGUUUUUGACUACUGGUAUCAUCUUUUCAAUUGUGUUUAACUUGGGCUCUCCCCUCUACUGCUACUCGUACUCAUUGUGAAAUAGGCCUUACCCAUCAUGUUGACUCUUUACCCUCUGUCUGAACUUGAGGUCAAAAAUUUGGUUUUCUUGUUUCACUUACUAAAGUGUUAGAAGAACAAAUAAUUCAAAUAUGUCUUAUCCCUUAGGUUUUACUGGUGAUCAAAAUAGCUCAGGAAGAAAUGACUGUUGCAGUUUUUCUUAAUGUUUUUGGGAUCACAGGACCCUUUGAGAUUAGAUUGAAGCCACAGAUGAUCUUUGAAGAAAAAUGCACAUUGCUUCCUAAUUUUGUACAUGUAAGUUUUGGAUCAUUGGACUCUGACUUUUGGAUCACUGUGUAAUGGGACCCUACAUACUGUUUAAUUACAAGUCCUUGUUUUGGUGGGUUUUUGUUUUGUUUUUUGGCUAAUAAGCAUUCUUUUGAGGUCUGUUCUUCUCUUUGGUUAUGUAAAUAGUGGUUAUACGAAGUCAGAAACAGACAUUCCCAUAACAUCGCAGUGGCUAGGACUUACUUAUUAGUUUGGCGGGGGUGAGAGGGAGCGCGUUUUCCCAAUGAUGGGAAGUAUUUUCUUUUGUAAUUCAUUGUGAAGGCUUUUCUAUUUAAGUGUCCAGUUUAUUUUUCAGUUUUUUCCCUAGGGUUGGGAUUACUGUGGGCAGCACUAAUGAAAUUCACUAACAGGAACUCUCUAGGAAGGAAAAGGUUUAAGAGGCAGCUGUAAAGAAUGUGACUUACUGGUUGGUUGUUUUAGACCUAGCUUUAGAAUUUCAAAAUUCUAAACUCAAAAGUGAAAAUACUGAUCGAUCCUCAUAGUUCUUUAUGGAGUUAAAUCUGCUCUAGGAAGAAGAUGGUUGUUAGUAGGGGCUAGAGAACCUUCUUGAUAGCAAAGAUAUAAAUAGACAUGACGAAGCAGACAACCAGCUACUAGUGCUACAGUCUUUGCUAAAAUGGACAAAUGCUUCUCUUGCAGAGAUGUAAAAACAUUCCCUUUCACUUGAGUAAAGAGCAGUACAUAUUCUUCAAGUAGAAAUUCUAACCUUUGUGGUUUACCAAAACCACCACCUGUCUGUUUUAUCCUUGGCUGUUACUGCCUUGGUGAGAACAAGAAUUAAUACUUGACAACUAAGCAAUAAAACUACCCAACAGCAUAAAAUAAUAAAUCUCACAAUUCUAUUUCCUUUCAAACUCCUCUCUUUCCAAUACUAUGUAAUAUACUCAAGCUACUCUAAUUUAAAUAAAUGGUUUUUAUUUCUA